AUGGUAAAGUCUGCGCUUUUCCGAUGGAUUCAAAUAUUCGGGCAAAUAAGCUUUUUUGGAGACACGUCGCCCUAUUGGUUGUCGCGUUUUUUAUUGUGCUUUGCCAUUUGUGGUCUUGAUCUGAAGGCUCAAGAGGCAGCUCUUCGUCUGGGACCGGAUAUCGUGGUGGCGACUCCUGGACGUCUUCUCGAUCAUUUACACAAUGCUCCAUCGUUUACACUAUCGACUAUUGAGGUUCUGGUAUUGGAUGAAGCCGAUCGAAUGCUCGAGCAAGCUUUUGAGGAGCAAAUGAAAGAAAUCAUCCGUCUUUGUGCAACUAAAAGACAAACUUUGCUCUUCUCUGCCACAAUGACCGAUCAGAUUGAACAUCUUGCUAGUAUGUCGUUAAAGAAACCCGUGAAGAUUUUCAUCAACGAGAAUACGGAGACUGCUAACAAAUUGCGUCAAGAGUUCAUUCGAAUCCGUGGCGCACGUGAAGGAGAUCGAGAAGCGAUAGUUUCGGCAAUGGUUACAAGAACUUUCCAAGAGCAAACGAUUGUGUUUGUGAAGACAAAGAAGGACUGUCAAAGAAUGCAAAUUUUGCUGGGAUUACUCGGUGUCAAGGUUGGGCAAAUGCACAGCAGUCUGACGCAAGCGCAACGUGUUGAGGCACUUGCGAAGUUCAAACGGCGUGAGCUUGAUGUUCUCGUGUCAACAGAUCUAGCUGCUCGUGGUUUGGAUAUUGAAGGAAUUCAAACGGUUGUCAAUAUGCAUAUGCCGUCAAAUGUCAAGCAAUACAUCCAUCGUGUUGGUCGAACUGCUCGAGCUGGAAAGUCUGGUCGCUCAAUUUCUCUUAUUGGUGAAGAUGAUCGCAAACUUUUCAAAGAAAUCUUGGUGAACAAUCAAGAUAAAGUACUGAAGCAGCGAGUGGUUUCACCUGAAGUCGUCGAAGCUUACAAUAACCGUAUUAGUGACUUGGAGGAAUCGAUUCAGAAAAUUGAAGAAGAUGAAAAGGCUGAACGAUCCAUGCGUAUAGCUGAGGAAGAGAUGAAGCGGACGGAGGAACGUCUCGAGAAAGGAAAAACGGAGAGAGAUGGCAGAAAAUGGAUCAAAGAACCUACUGAUGCGGAGAAGCUAAGAAAACGCGAAGAAAACCGGAAACUGAAGUUAUUGGAGCUUAAGAAGAAGAAGACCGAAAAAACGACUGAAGAAAAGGAUUUGGAGCGAGUGCAAGCAUUCCAAGCACGUUCAGCAAAACGAGCUCGCCGCGGAAAGAGAAUGCGUGCCGUUGAGGAAGAUGAGCAUAAGAAAGGUGGACGAUCAGCUCAAAGGGGAAAUAAAAGGGGAAAAAAGUCGAACUUUACUUUGGCUUUGGCGGGAAUUUCCAAACAGGGAGUGAAAGCUGCAAGAGCUGGCCCCGAUGACGCAGGCUUCCGGUCGGCCAAACGAACUCAUAUGAGAGAAAUGGGUAUCUUGGGCGUGGCGGCGGCGGUGUUGAUUGUGUCGACGAUUUUGUACUUUUUCCUGAAACACCUCAAAAUUCGAGAUCAAUUGAAAGGACUUCCCGGUCCUCGCUCAUUUCCGAUCAUCGGCCAAGCGUUGGUCAUCAAACCCGAUGCCGAAGGAUUUAUGGAUCAAGUCAUGGGAAUGAGUCAUUUGUAUCCGGACAAUCCACGAAUGGUUCUCUUCUGGAUCGGCCCAAAUCCGGCGUUGAUGAUCUACAGCGCCCAACUGGCUGAACCGAUUCUUUCUUCAUCAAAACAUCUCAACAAGGGAUUCGCCUACAAUUUGCUGCACCCAUGGCUUGGAUUGUCGUUGCUUACUAGUGAUGCUGAACGAUGGCGACCAAAAAGAAAGCUCCUGACACCGACAUUUCACUACGAUAUCUUAAAGGAUUUCGUGCCCGUCUUCAACUAUCAUGCAAUGAUUUUGGUGAAAAAACUCGCGGAAGUUAAAGAAAAUGAGGUGAUCAAUUUUGACUCUUACGUCACCCUGUGUGCUUUGGACAUUAUUUGUGAGACAUCGAUGGGGAGACGAGUAAACGCGCAACUUGAGGCCAAUAGCUCGUAUGUUAAAGCAGUAUACCGGAUCAACGACAUUGUACAAAAUCGCACAAAGAACCCUCUGAUGUGGAACAAAUGGAUUUUCGAUCGCUUCGGUGAGGGAAAAGUUCACGACGAAUGUUUGGAAGUCCUCCAUGGGUUUACACAAAAGGUGAUUGCACAAAGGAAAAUCGAGCUCGAGAAAGCCGAAUGGCAUUUCACGGGAAGGCUUGCCUUUUUAGAUCUUCUGCUGGACAUGGCCCGGCAAGAUCAAAUUGGUCAUGAUGAUAUUCAGCCUGAGGUUGACACUUUCAUGUUUGAAGGUCAUGACACAACUUCGACCGGCUUGGCUUGGGCUUCACAUCUAUUGGGCAACAACCCUGAAAUUAUGAAGAAGGCUCAAGAAGAAGUGGAUCGGAUCAUUACGGACUUUGGCGAGAUCGGAGCCGAAGCGCUCUCUGAAUUGAAAUAUCUGGACUGCUGUGUCAAAGAGACGCUACGACUCUACCCGUCAGUGCCAGCUAUUAUGCGAGAAUUGGGCGAUGACCAGAUGAUAGGCGGUUUCAAAAUUCCGUCCGGAACUCACAUCAUCAUCAAUCCAUAUUUGAUUCAUCGGGAUCCCGCACAAUGGCCAGAACCAGAACGCUUUAACCCGGAAAGGUUUUUCCCUGAGAAUAUGAAGGGGCGGCACGCUUUCUCGUUGAUACCUUUCUCGGCCGGAAGUCGCAACUGUAUUGGACAACGGUUCGCAUACAUGGAGAUGAAGACGGUGCUCGCCUGGAUGCUCUACUAUUUUGAUAUUGAAAGUGUCGAUCGCCGCUGUGAUGUUUCGCACAAAAUGGAGCUUAUUCUUCGCCCAGCUGAGGGGAUUCGCCUUCGCCUUAAACAACGACGUCCUAUGCCUGCU
Messenger RNA from Mesorhabditis belari, 2928 nucleotides. The record is from the annotation of a GenBank genome assembly. Lineage: Eukaryota; Metazoa; Nematoda; Chromadorea; Rhabditida; Rhabditidae.